Messenger RNA from Astyanax mexicanus (Mexican tetra), 2263 nucleotides. RefSeq names its product zinc finger protein 484-like. The transcript has 2 exons. Lineage: Eukaryota; Metazoa; Chordata; Actinopteri; Characiformes; Acestrorhamphidae. The coding region runs from base 261 to 1364 and encodes 367 amino acids. The record is from RefSeq and is a predicted model, not a curated record.
GCUGGGGACUGCUGCGUUCUGACCGGGAGCACCGGGAACCGGGAGUCUGUUGUCAUGGCUACUGAGGACGCCAUGUCCGCGAGCUCUGUGUGAACCAAAUUAAAAUAUUCUCCUGAAAUUCAUCACCAACAACCAGGAUAUUUAACUAAGAGCAAUGUGAAACUGCUGAAAGAGGUGAAGCAAAAGCCGUGCAGAAGAAUCUCCAGAACACACAGAAACAGUUUGCUACAUUUAACAGACAAUUGAAGCCAAGUCCCGACAUGGAGAAACAUCAGCACUCUGUCAAGAGUUUUACUAAACAGAGUGAUCUCAAAAAACACCAGCGCAUUCACACAGGAGAGAAACUGUAUCACUGCUCAGACUGUGGGAAGAGUUUUACUCAACAGAGUCAUCUCAAACUGCACCAGCGCAUUCACACAGGAGAGAAACCGUAUCACUGCUCAGACUGUGGGAAGAGUUUUAAUCAUCAGAGUAAUCUCAAAAAUCACCAGCGCAUUCACACAGGAGAGAAACCGUAUCACUGCUCAGACUGUGGGAAGAGUUUUAAUCAUCAGAGUAAUCUCAAACUGCACCAGCGCAUUCACACAGGAGAGAAACCGUAUCACUGCUCAGACUGUGGAAAGAGAUUUACUACACAGAGUCAUCUCAAAAUUCACCAGCACAUUCACACAGGAGAGAAACCAUAUUGCUGCUCAGACUGUGGAAAGAGUUUUAAUCAACAGAAUCAUUUCAAAAAUCACCAGCGCAUUCACACAGGAGAGAAACUGUAUCACUGCUCAGACUGUGGGAAGAGUUUUACUACACAGAGUAAUCUCAAAAAUCACCAGCGCAUUCACACAGGAGAGAAACCGUAUUACUGCUCAGACUGUGGGAAGAGUUUUACUGAACAGAGUAGUUUCAAAAAACACCAGCGCAUUCACACAGGAGAGAAACCGAAUUACUGCUCAGACUGUGGGAAGAGUUUUACUCUACAGAGCACUCUCCAAAUACACCAGCGCAUUCACACAGGAGAGAAACCGUAUUACUGCUCAGACUGUGGGAAGAGUUUUACUCAACAGAGUACUCUUCAAAUACACCAGUGCAUUCACACAGGAGAGAAACCGUAUCACUGCUCAGACUGUUGGAAGAGUUUUACUCAACAGAGUAAUCUUCGAAAACACCAGCGCAUUCACACAGGAGAGAAACCGUUUUAUUGCUCAGAUUGUGGGAAGAGUUUUACUCAACAGAGUAAACUCAAAAAACACCAGCGCAUUCACACAGGAGAGAAACCGUUUUAUUGCUCAGAUUGUGGGAAGAGUUUUACUCAACAGAGUAAACUCAAAAAACACCAGCGCAUUCACACAGGAGAGAAAACUCCAUCUUAGUUCAGUUUGAAGGCAAUUAAAAGUGCAAAUCGUAAGUCUUUUCCACUACCACUAGGCCCAUCUGCAUGAAAGAAGAAGUGAAAACACCAGCUGAGGAACUCCAGAGUGUGUUCCCAAAAGUGAGACCCAGAGCCACAGAGAGAGACGACACUGUUCCGGAUACUGCCGUGUGGACUGGAGGAGCAUCCAGACCCGCAGAGAGGCCAACAAAAUCCUUUCCAGAGGUUAAAUAAAACGCUCCAGCCGUAGUUCCCAUACUGAAAUCAACCCCCUCCAGACUUGUGUAGCGCAGUAAGGUUGCAGGCUCGUUCAUUCCCUCUGAUGGUGUUCUCAUUUGUCUAUGGUUCGUUCUGAUUAAAAUCUGUAACCAUAGAGGGAUAUAGAUGGAUAUUUGGUUGUUGUAUUACUCAAGGUUUAUGCUCUCUUAUCUUUUCCUUAUUGAAUAUUAUAUGUUGCUUAAGGUUUUUUGAUCUCCAAAAUUUACUAAGAGUAUCCAAAUCAUGUAGUUUCUUAAUUGUUUUUAUCCACUACAAACUAUUAUCUUUAUAUUGUUUCACCUCUAUAUUUACUCAUCUGUGUGUUUUAUUAAACUACUUUUAUAUUGCAGAUCUGCAAUCUCAUUGUGUUUUCUCAACAUAUGUUGGACAUGAAACCUAUAGGCCUGAGAUUGUCUCAUGUUAUUAUUUGUUAAAUACUCAAAGGCGCCCAACAGAGAAAGCCAGUGUAAAAUGGAUUUGUGUUGAAGUGUAACAAUAGUCAAUUUAAGAUUGAAAUUCGGAAAAAUAUGUUUUUUUUGUUAUUGGUUCAGGCUUAAAAGGGUUAAAUAUACAAUUACUUCCAAAGGUAGAGUAACAUGGGUUUAACUUGUAUUCAUAUGUUUAUAAAGUUCUUUAUUGUGA